AUGCCGCUCCGCUGCGAGUGCCCGCAGUGUCGCAAGCUGAUUGUGGCUAGCAUUGCCUUCGACCCCUCCGAAUUGCCUUUGGGUGGCUUGGACAGCCAGUGUCCCCACUGCCACAAGCGAAUCAGGGUCAUUCGCAACUCAGAGAAGCGGCUCGAGUCUGCGAUCGGCUGCGUGACGGUUGCUGGGUCGGUGGCCCUGUGCACAGCAUCAUUGGCCAACCUGGCAGUUCCUGCAGGUUUGGCACCAGCUGUAUGUGCCGUCGCAGCGGCCCAGGACAUGCUGCUCGGUGCAGUACGGAAGGACCGCUGGAAGUGCCGUGCGGGCGCCCUGGGUCUUCUCUCUGCAGGCUGCACCGUUAGCGUCGCGGCAGCGGAUAAGGUGCGAGUGGUCGGCCAGUCUGGUCUUGGCAGAUUCGGCGGGCAGACGGCCUUCGCCUACACGCGCCGCGGCCUCGAAAACGCGAAGAGCGCCGUCUCGGCGCGGAAUGCCGCGAAGAAUGCAGCAGGGCACUGGCUGCGUUUGAAGGCUCCCCGGUUGAGGGCUUCGGGUUUGGAGUUCGCGCCCUUUCAUGAUUGCUGA
This is a messenger RNA of Symbiodinium sp. CCMP2592, 579 nucleotides long. NCBI's taxonomy places the organism in Eukaryota, Dinophyceae, Suessiales, Symbiodiniaceae. The record is from the annotation of a GenBank genome assembly.